This is a messenger RNA of Sphaerodactylus townsendi, 4566 nucleotides long. It is a transcript of the gene DDX17, whose product is annotated as DEAD-box helicase 17. Gene Ontology annotation, biological process: alternative mRNA splicing, via spliceosome. The coding region runs from base 279 to 2222 and encodes 647 amino acids. Lineage: Eukaryota; Metazoa; Chordata; Lepidosauria; Squamata; Sphaerodactylidae. The transcript has 13 exons. Gene Ontology annotation, molecular function: RNA helicase activity; ATP binding; RNA binding. Gene Ontology annotation, cellular component: nucleus; cytoplasm; ribonucleoprotein complex. The record is from RefSeq and is a predicted model, not a curated record.
GCUAGGGUGACGGCGGCCAUUUUGUGUGUGGAGACCGGGCGAGGAAGACAAUCUUGUCUCUAUCGCUGAACAGUUUUCGGUUUUCUUCAGCCCGUCUGACGGAGGCGAAACCAAGUCCAGCCAGCUCUACAUCUCGGGAACCACGACUGCUAAGUUUUGCUCAAUAGAGAGAGAGUGGAGGCAGCAGAACCGGGAGCAGCUGCAACCGUUGGGCCUUCCCGUCUCCUACUCCUCCGCCCCCACAGCCUUGCGCCAGCGGCCUCCCUCGGCCUGUGAAGAUGCGGGGCUUCGGAGAUCGAGGCCGCGACCGUGACCGCGGCGGGUUUGGCAGUCCUCUUCCUCCCAAGAAAUUUGGAAACCCAGGAGAACGACUGCGUAAGAAGAAAUGGGACUUGAACGAGUUGCCCAAGUUUGAGAAGAACUUCUAUGUCGAACAUCCAGAAGUGGCCAGACUCACUCCUUAUGAAGUUGAUGAGCUGAGAAGAAAGAAAGAGAUUACAGUUAGAGGAGCAGAUGGGUGCCCCAAGCCUGUAUUUGCCUUCCACCAGUGUAACUUUCCACAAUAUGUAAUGGAUGUCUUGAUGGACCAGCAUUUCACAGAACCAACCCCAAUUCAGUGUCAGGGCUUCCCAUUAGCCCUCAGUGGUCGUGAUAUGGUUGGCAUUGCUCAGACUGGAUCUGGGAAAACAUUGGCAUAUUUGCUACCUGCAAUUGUUCACAUCAAUCACCAGCCGUAUUUGGAAAGAGGAGAUGGUCCAAUUUGCUUGGUUCUGGCUCCUACACGAGAGCUGGCUCAGCAAGUCCAACAGGUAGCUGAUGACUAUGGUAAAUGUUCAAGACUAAAGAGCACCUGUAUAUAUGGAGGAGCACCCAAAGGUCCUCAGAUCAGAGACUUGGAGAGAGGUGUUGAAAUUUGCAUCGCUACUCCUGGACGUCUGAUUGACUUUUUGGAAGCAGGAAAAACAAACCUCCGCCGUUGUACAUACCUUGUACUAGAUGAAGCUGACAGGAUGCUGGAUAUGGGUUUUGAACCUCAGAUUCGCAAAAUCGUUGAUCAGAUACGGCCUGACAGGCAGACUCUCAUGUGGAGUGCCACUUGGCCAAAGGAGGUACGCCAGCUGGCUGAGGACUUUUUGCAUGACUAUGUCCAGAUCAACGUGGGCAACCUGGAGUUGAGUGCCAAUCAUAAUAUCCUGCAGAUAGUGGAUGUGUGCAUGGAGAGCGAGAAGGACCAUAAACUGAUACAGCUAAUGGAAGAAAUUAUGGCUGAAAAAGAGAACAAGACUAUCAUCUUUGUGGAGACUAAAAGACGAUGUGAUGAUCUAACGCGAAGAAUGCGUAGAGAUGGGUGGCCGGCUAUGUGUAUUCAUGGAGACAAGAGUCAGCCAGAAAGAGAUUGGGUACUUAAUGAAUUCCGUUCUGGAAAGGCUCCUAUCCUAAUUGCUACGGAUGUUGCAUCUCGUGGGCUAGAUGUGGAAGAUGUAAAGUUUGUGAUAAACUACGACUAUCCAAACAGCUCGGAGGACUAUGUGCACAGAAUUGGCCGUACAGCUCGAAGUACCAACAAAGGCACUGCCUACACGUUCUUCACACCAGGGAAUUUGAAACAAGCUAGAGAACUGAUCAAAGUGCUAGAGGAAGCCAAUCAGGCCAUCAAUCCAAAAUUGAUGCAGCUUGUGGACCAUAGAGGUGGUGGUGGAGGUGGAGGUGGUCGUUCUCGUUAUCGAACCAGCAAUUCAUCCAACAACCCUAAUCUGAUGUACCAGGAGGAAUGUGAACGAAGGCUCCGAGGUGUUAAAGAUGGCCGAAGAGACUCUGGUAGCUUCAGGGACCGUGAUCGUAAUGACAGCUUUGCCAAUGGAGCCAACAAGGCCUAUGGUGGCGCUUAUGGAAGUCCAAAUUCUACCUUUGGGGCACAGCAGGGCCAAUAUGGUUAUGCCCAGGGGGCCUAUGGAGCUGCCGCUUAUGGCACAAGUGGCUAUGGGGCUGAGUAUGGGGCUGCUGGCUAUGGUGCAGCCAACGCUACCAAUGCUGGGAGAAACUCACAGAGCACCAGCCAACAGCAGUAUGCAGGGAUGGGCCGUUCAGGCCAACAGCCACAGCCUCUCAUGUCGCAACAGUUUCCGCAGCCUCCAGGCACUAACGUGAUGGGCUACAUGGGACAGACCGCCAGCUACCAAUAUCCACCUCCUCCCCCACCCCCACCCCCUUCACGCAAGUGAGACCGUUGGCUUUGUUAGCGCCAGUCAAGAUUUGCAAUUUAAGAACCUUUUCUUCCCUUCCUUCCCCCAUCUCACCCCAUUGUGCUGUGUUCCAAUGCAGAUUAGAUGUAGAGGUCACCAUCCAAAUUCUGCCCAAGACAACGGUCCCCAAUCCGUAUUACUGAUUUUGUUUUUAAAAUUAGAAUUGACUGGGAAACUGACUAUGUUACAGACAUAUGAAGUUUGGCCUUGCAUGCUUAAAGAAUCUGGAAUGAUUUUCUCUUUUAAAAAUAAAUGGGAAGGGGGAGAGACUCUGCAGGGCAGAAAUGUCCCAGCCCAAUUGUCUGUUGUGUCUGAGGCUUGUGUAAGAAAAUUUGCUGCAGAGAGGACAUGUUCUCCAUGCUGUGGACAUCAAGAAUGAUGGUGCUAUGGAGGGUUCCCUUCUUAACGGAAAAUAAGAGUGUACUUUUUUUUUCUUUAGAGUUAAGAUUUCAUUUUCUAAAAUGAAAAUUGAACACAGGUAUUUGGAUUUGGAAUAAUGAAUUUUGAAAAUAUAAUUUGCCUAGUUUGGCUCAGUUCAUCGUGUUUAAACUCCCUCUAUUAGACAUAACAUAAUUAGCACAUGAUUUUGGUUAGCAUUUCUGCAACUCUUGGGUGGUAGCGGCCAAAGGGGAGGCAGUGUAAAUACCAGGAGGAAGGUUUUUGUCUGUUGCAGAGUACUUUCAUCCCAGGUUUAACUGCUGAAAAAUAAAUUGGAUUUUUCUGUAGCUGUUAAAUUACUAACAACUGGAUUCCACUCAGGAGAUCACAGGUGAAAUUUUGCCCACAGGUUAUCAGCUGGUGUCAUUAAAAUUGAGUUUCAGCAGGAGAUAGAAACUAACUAGAUAGUUUCUGUUCACUUGGUAAUAUUAUACUGGACAGGUUCAAGACUGUCUGGAAUUCAGUGGUUCAGUUUUUCUCUUUAACUUUUGGGGGGCGGGGGGGAGAGAUCUGGCCAAUAUGUCUUGGAGCUGCAUUUGUACCCUGAUCCGAUUUGGGCUUUGCUUUUGAGUGAGCUGUCCUUUGCACUCAGCUUUUACAGGUAGGUAGCAACAUUCUAGGAAAUUUUAGGCAAGUAUAACACUUUUAUUCAAUCUCUUUUUUCAGUUUGAGAGAGGGCUAUUGGUUGAUGGGUAGGGUGGGUGGGAUAGGUUUUUCUAGUACUGAGGCUUAUGUGUUGUGACUGUUAGCAGAAUGGCUGGCUACAGUUGGUCUUGUAGUUCAUCACUUGUCAUGUUCGUGUAACCUGGCAAGAGAUGACUUGUGUCCUGAUUUGAGAGGCAUAGAUCUUGUGCUGCAAGAUUGACUACCUUAUUUUCUGUUUGCGGGGGUGGGGUGGGAGGGUGUACAGAGUUCAAGGAAAUAAGAUUGGCCAGUUAUUUUAUAGUGAUUAGAAGCUGACUUGUAAAAACUGGCUUUGUGGUCCUCAAUAGAGAGCAGGAUGAGAAAUAAUAAAUCACAUAUGUAUCUGCCCACAAUGUACAGGUAGGUUGUCAGCAUGGUCUGCGGGAGGGAAAUCUUUGCCUGUUUAAAUUCCUCGUUUCUUUGACUUAAAUCAGUCUUGAGUGCAAAUUCAGGCAACACUUGAUGUAUCUGGCAGAGAAGCUUCAAUGCACAUGAACGUUCACUUACUGAACUCAAUCUGCGUUUCCUUCAUGAACUAUAUCAUGGAGCUGUCUUUUUAGUUCAUGCAGAAACUAAUCUAUACGUUCAGGAAAUGUGGAGGAAACCACGUAACUUUCCCUCUCUCUUUUUAGGUAAAAGGGUUCAGGACAGUCAGGAUUACUGAGUGGUCUUUUGUCUUUCUUCAGUACCUCUGCAGAUGCAGAAUUGUUUUGGGUUUUGCAGUCCUUUAUUGUAGCUUGAAGACUGCUGCAGCCUACAGUGUCUCAUGCUCAGCCAGAGUAUUAACCAUUGAAUGCUUUAUGGCAUAUACUGCUGCUGUCCCACGUGGUGCUGCUUGGUUUCACGUACCAGCUAGAGAGAGCCCUGUUGGCAAAGCAGUAACGUCCACUGUUUUCUCAGUAAGCAUUUGUGGAAAUAACAAUCCGAUAUAUCUUUUUAAUGAUAAGUUACUGUGUGAGCUUUGCUUAAUGGAAAGGUUUAGAGGCAUUUUGGGUAGGGUCAGCACUCUGUUUCAACCCUAACUGGUAAUUGAACACAUUCCUGUUGUAUUAACAAAGACUUGAACGGAGAGAUUCAUAGCUCUGUGGUGUUCAGGCACAGUAUACUAGAAGCUAUGUUAUGGUUAGUUUAUAAAUUGUCCUUUUGAUACCAUCUUGUUUUCUUUUGUAGGUAUGAAUAAAACACUGUUGUCAAAGUGCAA